Musa acuminata subsp. malaccensis (wild Malaysian banana) is the source of this 1971-nucleotide messenger RNA. Lineage: Eukaryota; Viridiplantae; Streptophyta; Magnoliopsida; Zingiberales; Musaceae. The record is from RefSeq and is a predicted model, not a curated record.
CAGAGGAGUCGAACAUGUCGAGUUUGCUUGCGUUUGGCAUUUAAGGCUAGCGGUGUAAGAAAAGGGUCAGAGCAUGGAGGUCAACGAGCCCGGUACCGAUCCCCACACAUCUGGGAAGACAAGAAAAGGUGGAUUCAGAGCCGCCAUGUUCGUCUUCGCCAUGUCGGGGAUGGAGAAUGUUGGCUUCAUAGCAAACAUGGUGAGCUUCGUGCUGUACUUCAUGUACGUAAUGCACUUCGAUCUGGCUGGCUCCUCGACCACUCUCACUAACUUCGUGGGUGCAACCUUCCUGCUCCCCAUCGUCGGAGGUUUCAUCUCCGACACGUACAUGACCAGGCUCAACACGGCUCUUCUCUUCGGGUUCUUCGAGAUCGCGGGUUACAUCCUUCUCGCCGUUCAAGCUCACAAGAGCAGCUUGCAUCCUUGCCCGACAUGUCGCUUGGAGGGACGAAACGCGCUGCUUUUCCACGCGACCUUGUGUCUCUUGGCGAUAGGCUUCGGAGGGACACGGGGGUCGUUCCCUGCGCUUGGAGCAGACCAGUUCGACAAGAAGAACCCCAAGCAGAAGCACCAAAUCACCACCUACUUCAACUUUAUGUUGCUCAGCGUCACUCUGGGCGCCACUGUGGGGGUGACGGUGAUCGUCUGGGUGAGCACCGAGAAGAAACAGUGGUCAUUGGCUUUCUUGAUAUCCAUGUUGCUCGCCUUGCUUGGCUACGCCUUCCUCGCUGCCGGGAAGCCUUUCUACCUCGUCCGCGUUCCAGGAGACGGCCCCCUCCUCAAGCUCAUCCAGGUCGUAGUUGUUGCAUUCAAGAAUCGGAAGCUGACCGUGCCUCAGAAUUCCGAUGAUCUGUAUGAGAUCAAUGAGAAAGUGGAUGAACAUGUCGAAGAAAAGCUACCACAUUCCAGCCAAUUGAGGUUCUUAGACAAAGCAGCGGUGCUGCCGGAAAACACCGGAGCAGAGCCAUGGAAGGUGUGCACGGUAACACAAGUAGAGGAGCUAAAGAUCAUCAUCCGCAUGCUCCCCAUCCUGGCCAGCACCAUACUCAUGAACACCUGCCUCGCCCAGCUUCAGACCUUCUCGGUGCAACAGGGCAACAUCAUGGACCUCCACCUCGGCUCCUUCGAGGUCCCGGCCGCCUCCAUCCCCGUCAUCCCCGUCGUCUUCAUGUCCAUACUCAUCCCCAUCUACAACUUCGUCUUCAUCCCCUUCGCACGCGGCAUCACCGGCCACCCUUCCGGCAUCACCCACCUCCAGCGCGUCGGCGUCGGCCUCGUCCUCUCUGCCGUCUCCAUGGCCAUCGCCGCCGCCGUCGAGCUGAAGCGCCGCAACGCGGCCGUCCAAGACGGCAAGCUUAUCAGCCUCUUCUGGCUGUCCUUCCAGUACGGCAUAUUCGGGGUGGCCGACAUGUUCACGCUGGUUGGGCUACUGGAGUUCUUCUACAGCGAGGCGCCGGCCGGAAUGCGCUCCCUCUCCACAUCCCUCUCGUUUCUCUCCCUCUCCUUCGGCUACUUCCUCAGCUCCAUCUUCGUGCAAGCCAUCAACGGCAUCACAGGGAGGUUGACGCAAAGCCGGCAGGGAUGGCUCCACGGGCUGGAUCUGAACGCGAACCGCCUGGAACUGUUCUACUCUUUCCUCGCCGUAUUGAGCUGCCUCAACUUUGGGGUCUAUCUCAUGUGUGCCAAAUGGUACAAGUACAGGGCGGAAGGUUCAGCGGCGGCCACUGUGGAAGACGCUGAGAGUACUGAUGCACCGGCCGAGCGCUCUCUCAAUGGUCUUGUGUCUCCGGAUAAGUUAACUGAUGGAUAGCCAGCAAUCCAAGGGUUGCAGAUGGAAGAAAAUGAUGCUGCUUCGUUUACAGCUUCCAUAUAUCUAUAUGUUUGUAGUAUUGCCAGAACCAAGUUAUAUGUAGAGCACGGAUCCUCUUCUGGCACAGUUAUGUGAAGAAAGAGAGAUGUAAUCUUUUCUCA